AACAGGCCUCAGCGCAUAAAGGGGCGUCGAACACACCUUUUCUUUCAAACAGCCUCGGCACAUCCUCGAUCAAUCGACAUUUUGUCUCCUACAGCAUCAUUCCGACGAUCUGAGCUUAGCCAAAACUCUUCCCACGGUCUAGCCCUGCAUAUAUCGUCCCUGCCACCAGCUCUUGUGCGCGCUUGUACACGAGCUUCGCAACUUUGUCUAAAUCCCUUUGCGACCUACGACUUUCUCGCUUCAGGCUUAGCCCUUGCGCCAGCGUCGCUUUCCGACGGACGACCAACGUUCUUCUCGUUUUUAAUCGUUCUCAAUAUUCCCAGCAAUGGCGAUUUCAACCCGGCCGAAGCUCCCGCCGAGGGCCCCGUCCCCUCCUCCCUCUUCUCAACCGGGCAGCCUUUCCGGCAGCCCGUCGGAAAUCCUUCCAGGCAGCGCUUCCUGCCCGAGCAGCACGACCAGCAGCCCGAAGCGCAGCCGCAGCCCCAGCUGCUACAGCCGGAGCGGCGGCUGUAGCGCGACGAACAGCCCCCUGCGGUGUCGCAGUCCCGGCUGCAGCAGCAGAAGAGCCGGCGGCCUCGGCAGCAGCGGAAGAAGUAGCGGUGGUAACUUGGGUAACAGCAGCGCGAGCAGCAAUCAAUGGUGGGCGUCCGUACGGUGCGAGGGGAAGGGCCUGGCGCAAGCGGUGGAGAGCCUCGUCGCGAACACUGUGGCGGAGUUCAGUGUCAUCGAGUAGAGAUGACACGGAGCCGACAUGACACGGAGCGACGAGAUGAAACGCGCACCUGACAUGGACCAUGAGAUGGAACGCGACGCUCGUCGACUGUACAGUUCUCGUUAUUUUUCAGCAACGGCUAAUUUUCCGCGAAGCCGAAGCUGAAGAUUUGACCACACGCUUUUUACACCAGACGACGGUGGUUCAGUUGCCUUCAUUUGGUCCUGACUUUCUCUCGGUGAUUAUUUCCGCGCGCGCGCGCGCGCGACUAAAACAGUCUGGGUGAAGUAGCUGGGUACUUGUGAUCUGGCGCCGCCGUCUCAUUUUUUUAUUUCAUGUGCGGUGGAGGAUGGUGGGAUCCAUUAGGUUGCGGUGGAGCAACUUAGGAAGUUAGAUUUUAGCUGUGUAGCGACUACAGUACUACCAAGUAGCUACUCCUGGUGUGCUUAGGCUGUGACAUUUAUUAAUGAUUCUAAUCCACUCACUCCGAUAUUCGAGGUGAC
Molecule: messenger RNA, 1215 nt
Organism: Closterium sp. NIES-67
Lineage: Eukaryota; Viridiplantae; Streptophyta; Zygnematophyceae; Desmidiales; Closteriaceae
Source: the annotation of a GenBank genome assembly